Messenger RNA from Dacryopinax primogenitus, 979 nucleotides. RefSeq lists its product as uncharacterized. NCBI's taxonomy places the organism in Eukaryota, Fungi, Basidiomycota, Dacrymycetes, Dacrymycetales, Dacrymycetaceae. Bases 1 to 846 code for a protein of 281 amino acids. The transcript has a single exon. Gene Ontology annotation, molecular function: histone binding; protein heterodimerization activity. The record is from RefSeq and is a predicted model, not a curated record. Gene Ontology annotation, cellular component: nucleus.
AUGCGGCAACCUUUUUUCCCUCGUCCAUUCCGUAUCACCCAAUAUGAAGGCUCUGUUGAUACUACCGACACCCCUCGAAAACGUCGCCGUAUCACAAAAGGCUCUGGAUCCGAUUCGUAUGUGCCCACAGGUGACGAUCUGUCUAUGCAUCGUAUGGAGGCGACCCUUCGGCUGCAGACUUGCUGGUGGUCCUUGGCGGAUAAGUACUCUACACCGUUGGACAAGGACGAUGAGGUCGACUUGUUUACGGGUCAAGUCGUACGUGAUCGAGGAUUUAUCCGAGGCAUGGAAAGAGUAUAUGAGCUCGGAGAUCUCUUAGAAGGGAGUUGUUUGGGUGACGAUGAAUAUGCUGAGGGUAGUGAGGGUGGUUAUUCCGUGGGAGGGGAUGGCGGUUCAUACAAUAUUCGACGUUCGUACUCGUCCGCCGUCGAUAGUCAAGAUGAUACUUCGGAGGAUGAGGUCGCGCUGUCGGAGGACUUAUCCGAAGACGAGCUCGGAUCUUGGGGCGAAUACUCCGGUUUGGACUAUCAAUAUCGUGUCGUCCCUCCACUAUCAGCACAGAUGGAUUCUGAAGACGAACGAGACUUGCGGGAGUUCGAGGAGGCAGAAAAGGCGCUACGGGAAAAGUUUGGACACGACUAUCUGGAGGACCACCUCAGUGGAGAGGAGCUUCUCGAUACCGCUUCAGAUGAUCUCAGCGAUAGACGGCUGAGCGACGACGAAAUGACAUCGUAUUCCGUCUGGUCGGAGGACGAAUUUUCGACAUUUGAAUUGGGGGAAGGCAGCGCUGUUCGGAUAAUUGACGAUUCUGAUGAUUCGGACGAGCUCAACUCAUUUCUGGACUGAAGAUGAGGAAUAUUUGUAGGGGCAGUCAUCGGCACUGCCGCGAAUUUAUUUGUAGGUUGUUGACUGAGGGCCCGUGAUCUGGGCAAGCCGUCCAAUCCAGUAGAUGUUCACGAAUUUUACAGGGGCGAUUUAC